This is a messenger RNA of Scatophagus argus, 2445 nucleotides long. RefSeq names its product bromodomain-containing protein 4-like. The coding region runs from base 220 to 2445 and encodes 741 amino acids. The transcript has 2 exons. Lineage: Eukaryota; Metazoa; Chordata; Actinopteri; Scatophagidae. The record is from RefSeq and is a predicted model, not a curated record.
UAGAAUCUUCAUGGCUCAAAGGAUCAAAGGAUCAAAGGAAAAUUCCAUUCUACGGUCCCUAUAUAAGCAGCAGCUCUUCAGAUCAUUUCAAACCCUUCAACAGGUGACCACUGCGAAAACGUGCCGCACAACGCAAGACAAUCUUCCUGAGCAGACACUAUUACAGAAGGCAUCUGUUCAUUGGAAACAAAGUGCUACUGUAAACCACAACCAAAGAAAAUGCAACAAGAUAGGAAAGCAAAAGAGACUCCUGAACCAAGCUUCACAGACAGAUCAUCCAACAGCCGUCAAAACCUCUCAAUGGAGUGCCCUGCACCUCGUCAAGAAACUGAAGAGCUGAAAGACGCUUUGGCUAAAGAGAAAGCCCUCUGUUCAGAUCAACAGAACAUCAUAAAAGAACUUAGGAAGCAGCUGGAUGAGACAAAGAAAGAGUUGAAGAGACAGAAAUCCCUGAAAGAAACGUUUAUCAUCAAGGCAAAAGAGACAAACAGAGACAUGGAGAGGCUGAAAAAACACUGUGAUCCUCACACUCUCAGAACUGCAAAUAUUGCCGAUCCGAGUGAAACCACCAGGGAAAAGAAAAAGAGAGUCCUCCACAAUGAUUAUGAAAAACUGCAAAUGGCUUAUAUUAUCAGAAAGGAGAAGUUCACAGCUGAGCUCCAGGCAGAGAAGGAGAAGAACCAGUUUCUCCAAGCACAACUAGACACAAGCAGCGCUAUAUACCAUGAUCUCCACAAAAUGUAUCAAAAUGAUGCCAACAAGGCCAGAGAAAUGGCUAACGUGCUUCGGUGUGAACUUGAGAAGGAGUACCAGCAAAGGAUGAUCCUUCUAAAGUACCAUGAGGAGCUGCAAGAGAAAUACAGACACAGCCAGGAAACACUCACUGCUGAGCUUCAGGCGGAGAGGGAAAAGAAAAUACUUCUCCAGCAAGAACUGGACAGCAUGAAAGUUUCCUACCGUGAGGACCAACUAAGGUAUGAAGUCUCCAAUGUCAGACAGCAGGCUGGUACCCUCCAGGGUGAGCCUGAGAAGGAGACCCAACAGAAGACAGUCCUGCUGAAAGAAUAUGAGGAGCUGAAAGCGGCACACAUGCACAGCCAGGAGACGUCCUCAGCUGAGCUUCAGGAGCAGAAGGAGAAAAACAAGCUUUUCCAAGAAGAACUGAAGAGGAUCAGUGUUUCAUACCUAGAGAUCAGUCAAAGGUAUGAAACAGAUAUCCUCGCUGCCAGACAGCAAGCUGACACCCUUCAGUGCCAGCUUGACAGAGAAAUUGAGGCACACACAGAAAGCCUUUCACAAAGUUUUAACACAAUCAAGAAGCUGAAGACUGCCCUCUGUCAAAAGGUGGUGGAGGAGACCAACAAAAUGGAGCAGGAAGAGUCACCUUAUAAGAGAGAGCUGGAGAGGCUGAAAGCUAAGCUCAGUGAGCAGAUCUCACACAACAAAAACCUUUCCACUGAGCUCGAGGCCGAGAGGAAAGACGACCCGCCUCCAAGAAAUAUGGCCUGGCCUGAGGAGAAGCAUGAGGAUGAGCCCGGCCCUGCACCUGCUGUGGACCCACCAAAAGAAGUUGAAGUCACUGAGGAGCUGCCGAACAAUCAACAGGCAUCCACCUCUGAUGCACCAGAACUCGAACAUCAGCCUCCACCAGACCUGCCUCCAAGAAAUACAGCCAGGCAGGAGGAGAAUUGUGAGGAUGAGCCCGGCCCUGCACCUGCUGUGGACCCACCAAAAGAAGUUGAAGUCACUGAGGAGCUGCCGAACAAUCAACAGGCAUCCAUCUCUGAUGCACCAGAACUCGAACAUCAGCCUCCACCAGACCUUCCUCCAAGAAAUAUGGCCUGGCCUGAGGAGAAGCAUGAGGAUGAGCCCGGCCCUGCACCUGCUGUGGACCCACCAAAAGAAGUUGAAGUCACUGAGGAGCUGCCGAACAAUCAACAGGCAUCCACCUCUGAUGCACCAGAACUCGAACAUCAGCCUCCACCAGACCUGCCUCCAAGAAAUACAGCCAGGCAGGAGGAGAAUUGUGAGGAUGAGCCCGGCCCUGCACCUGCUGUGGACCCACCAAAAGAAGUUGAAGUCACUGAGGAGCUGCCGAACAAUCAACAGGCAUCCAUCUCUGAUGCACCAGAACUCGAACAUCAGCCUCCACCAGACCUUCCUCCAAGAAAUACGGCCAGGCAGGAGGAGAAUUGUGAGGAUGAGCCCGGCCCUGCACCUGCUGUGGACCCACCGAGUGAAGCUGAUGACCCUGACCCUGAGUCUGAUGCAUCAGACCUUGAACACCAGGAGGAGGCUGAGAUCUCCGAGGAGACUCCCCAACCAAAGACGCCUUCCUUCUGGAAAAGAACGCGUCACGUCCUCGGCUUGAGGAAACCACAAAAGUGGAAAAAUACGAACAAAAACCAAAUCCAAAAACACCAUCAUCCACCAACAUCAAAAUAA